Molecule: messenger RNA, 1568 nt
Organism: Polypterus senegalus (gray bichir)
Lineage: Eukaryota; Metazoa; Chordata; Cladistia; Polypteriformes; Polypteridae
Gene: dpep2
Product: dipeptidase 2
Exons: 12
Coding region: 246-1520 (424 amino acids)
Biological process (GO): proteolysis
Molecular function (GO): metallodipeptidase activity
Source: RefSeq, a predicted model, not a curated record
GUGUUAUAAGUGUACAGUAUUUGUUUGUGUCCGAUUUUACAGGGAGGAGUUAAGGGUGUUAAAAACUCUGGCUAAAGACAAAUUAGCUAAACUGACUAGGAACGUCUGCGGACUCCGAUGAAAGAGCUGUGCCAGCCCACUGUGAAAUGCUCCAGAGGCAGGUGCAUUUGGCCUAAACUCUCCAUUGGUGCACAUCAGGAUCCUGAAUAUAUCUGGUCAUUGUGGUGAUUUGCCCAAAGUGUAGCAUGACCUGCACCCUCAUGGACGAGGCUGUGCGAGGUAUUACCAUGUGCUUCCUGCUCCUACUGUUCCCUUCACCCUCUGUAGGCAGCCUGAAAGAGAGAGCGUUGCGCCUUAUGGCUGAGGAACGUCUAAUCGAUGGACACAAUGACCUUCCUUUACAACUGAGAAAACAGUUUGGUAAUAUGCUCAGCAAAAUUAACCUGCGCAGCCUCCCCAGCACUCUUACUGACAUAAAACGAAUGGACCAGGGUUAUCUGGGUACACAGAUCUGGUCAGCCUACACCCUCUGCUCUACUCAGAAUAAGGAUGCCGUGAGACUCACCCUGGAACAGAUUGAUGUCAUCAAAAGGAUGUGCAGCCAAUACGAUGAGCUGGAGCUGGUCACCUCCUCUGAAGGCAUUGAAAGAACCAAGAAGAUCAGCUGUCUGAUUGCUAUAGAGGGUGGCCAUGCCAUCGACAGCAGCCUGGGGACUUUACGAAUGUUUUACGACCUUGGUGUGCGAGCCAUGGCCCUGACACACACGUGCAACACUCCUUGGGCAGAGUCAUCUUCCCGUCUACAUUCAAGUUUUUAUAAUAAAACCAAAGGCCUGAAACCAUUUGGAGAGCAUGUUAUCAAGGAGAUGAAUCGCCUUGGAAUGAUUGUGGACCUAUCACAUACUUCCACUUUCACAGCAAAAGAUGUUCUCUCGAUUACAAAGGCUCCAGUAAUCUUCAGCCACUCUUCUGCCUCAGGUGUAUGUAACCAUCCACGAAAUGUACCAGAUGACAUCCUGCAAUUGCUGAAACAGAACAAGGGGCUGGUAAUGGUGAAUCUUCACAGUGGCUUUAUCAGCUGCAGCUCUGAAAGAGGAAAUGUGUCGAGUGUGGCAGAUCAUUUUGAUCACAUAAAGAAGAUUGCUGGUGCAGAAUCAAUUGGAAUAGGGGGUGAUUAUGAUGGUGCUGAUAGGUUUCCUGAAGGACUAGAAGAUGUUUCAAAAUAUCCUGCCUUAAUAGAAGAGCUUUUGCAAAGGGGCUGGAAUGAAACGGAGCUUGCUGGAGUCUUGAGGCGCAACUUUCUAAGAGUUUUCAGAGAUGUAGAGAUGGUGAGCAGCAGAAGCCAUCGCCUGCCUGAUGAGAAAGAAAUUGCUCAGGCAGAGGUUAUAAAUCCUUGCAGAUCAGUUUUGAAGAACCCGCAUGAUAAAGCAAAGAGUUCUCAAGCCGCAAACACAGCAACAGUUUUCUUCAGUUUUUAUCUACUACUCACCACAAUUUUUAUAAUCUUGCUUUCAAAAUAAUAUAUAUAUAUAUAUAUAAAUUAUGUUAAUAUAGAAAAAAUGAAAAAA